Messenger RNA from Zingiber officinale, 1662 nucleotides. RefSeq lists its product as uncharacterized. The record is from RefSeq and is a predicted model, not a curated record. The transcript has 13 exons. NCBI's taxonomy places the organism in Eukaryota, Viridiplantae, Streptophyta, Magnoliopsida, Zingiberales, Zingiberaceae. Bases 291 to 1577 code for a protein of 428 amino acids.
CAUGAAAUCUACGCAUGGCCGCGACGCAAUCCUACGGCUAGGAUUAAUUGCGAGACGAUCAAAAUACCGUGCGCGAUAUUUUCGUGAUGACUACUAUAAAAGGGCACGAACGGAAGCCCGAGAGCAACCUGGGAUCUACACUUGAGCAUUGGCUCCGAGAGUUCGGCGCGCCGGCGACGCCGCCAUCGGUGAUCUACUUGAGAACUUUACUCUCGUACCGGCGAUAGCGAAAGAGCGUUGGUUGAAGGGGCCCUUUGAGGGUUUAGGAGGAUUUUUUUUUUGGAUAUACCAUGGUGCUUUCGAAGCUUGCAAUCGUCCUUGGAGCAGGUAUAAUUGGGACUGCGCUCCCAAUGGAUUGGCAAUUACUUGAUGUUACAAGACUUUUUUCUGGUGCUUUUAAGAUUGUCACUAUGCUUUCUCAACAAGAGAAAAAUGGCACCCGAUCCACAAGCAAGCCACAAUCAGAUUUUCUGUUAGCUGAGGUUAAUACUUUGAGGGAGCAGUUACAACUUUUGGGUAAAUCAACAUCAGUUACAGUCAUAACUGGUUCAGGAUCAGGUUCUGGAAGAUUUAGUGUUACAACUAUCAUUGUUAUUGGAGCUCUUGGAUACGUCAUCAUUUGGUGGAAGGGAUGGAAACUCUCAGAUAUGAUGUUCGUGACACAGCGAGGCUUCACUGAAUCUCGCAAUCGCAUUGGCCGACAGCUAGAUCUUCUAUCAUCGUCUAUUGGGGCUGCCAAGCGACACUUAACAUCAAAGAUUAAUCAGGUAGAUAAGAAAUUGCAGGAGUGCAAGGAGCUUACAGUUGCAACCAAAGAUGAGGUGGUAGAGCUACAUAAGGACCUGAAUUUGGCUCAUACGGAUUUGGAAGCUUUCCAGCGUGCUGUUCAGGAUCUGGAUACAAAGCUUGAACGGAUCGAAGGAACUCAGGAAAAGACAUCUACAGGAGUCUAUAAUCUUUGCAGAGUCGUCAAGCGCUUAGAGGAAGAAAGAAAUAAAAGACUCUUAGAGCAAGAGAGAAAUAGAAAGCUUGUAGAACAAAACAGAAAAAAGGAACUUAUUCAGACUAUCUCAUCGACACCUUUGUCCAUCAAACCUGCAUCAUCCUCAGAAUCAAAACCAGCAGCAUCAGCCUCAUCAUAUACAGCUCUCGAGAACCGUAGGGUUGUGCGUUCGACUACCAUUAUAUCUGUUUCAGGCCUAAAGGAAUUGGAGGGACUCACCAGCACAAUGAAACAAAGGGGCCCAAGAUCAACUACGGCCACCGAAGACACUCCGAAAGCUUCAAUCGGAACUACCACACAACUUGACUAUACUUCAAAAUCAACUAUGAUUACCGAAGAUACUCCUAAAGCUUCAAUCAGAACUACCACACAACUUGACUAUACUUCAAAAUCAACUAUGAUUACUGAAGAUACUCCUAAAGCUUCAAAUGGAACUACCCCCCAACGCCAUGAUACUUCAAAAUCAUCUAUGACCAUUGAAGAUGUUCCUAAAACUUCAUAUGGAACUACCACACAACGUCGUGAUACCGCACAACCUUCUGUUCGCGCUUCGUGGAAGUUUCCUUGGUAUUAAUAUUAUUGCAAAAGGCCUAAGUUUAGCUAAUUAGUGAGUAAUCGUGUGUAUCAUACAUCACCUUUAACUAAUCCUAAUUUUUUUU